AUGACAUACUUUAGAGGUCUCAGAGCAAACAUCCGGGUAAUUCUCAACAUUGCCAAUAUCACGAGGGAGGACGUCGGCAAAAUCGGCUUGAAUGGCCGCUGCUCGUUGUUGGCGAUGAAGGGGAACAAUAGCAGUAGGGUAGAGAGUUGGGUCAUCAACGACAAAGGAGAAAAGACUGGCAAAUGGAGGUUUGGCAUGAACAGAACGACCUUCCACCAUAAGUUUGUCAAGCCGGACAGCACCCUCUACGGCGCCAGGAUCAAUAAGACCUGUGGUGAGAGGGGAGUCAGCCGAAAGACCGACGUUGACAAGGAUGAGGGGUACUGGUGA
This is a messenger RNA of Cryptococcus wingfieldii CBS 7118, 330 nucleotides long. RefSeq lists its product as hypothetical. Lineage: Eukaryota; Fungi; Basidiomycota; Tremellomycetes; Tremellales; Cryptococcaceae. The coding region runs from base 1 to 330 and encodes 109 amino acids. The transcript has 2 exons. The record is from RefSeq and is a predicted model, not a curated record.